This is a messenger RNA of Miscanthus lutarioriparius, 7092 nucleotides long. Lineage: Eukaryota; Viridiplantae; Streptophyta; Magnoliopsida; Poales; Poaceae. The record is from the annotation of a GenBank genome assembly.
AUGUGGAACGGCGCGCCACCUCCGCCGCCGCCGCAUAUGGCGGCGGCCCCGCCUCCCCCUGGCACGACGGUGCCCGGGGCAGGCCAGCCCCCGCCCCCGCCCCCGCCGGCCGGGGCGCCGCAGAGCGGCAAGCCGCUGACGCCGGCGGAGCUGGAGGCCCAGCUGGUGGAGAAGGCCCGCAAGUGGCACCAGCUCAACUCCAAGCGCUACGGCGACAAGCGCAAGUUCGGGUUCGUCGAGGCGCAGAAGGAGGACAUGCCCCCUGAGCACGUCCGCAAAAUCAUUAGGGACCAUGGAGACAUGUCUUCCAAGAAGUACAGGCACGACAAGCGUGUUUAUCUUGGAGCACUCAAAUUUGUGCCCCACGCUGUGUACAAACUGCUGGAGAACAUGCCGAUGCCUUGGGAGCAGGUUCGCCAUGUGAAAAUCUUGUAUCAUAUCACUGGGGCUAUCACUUUCGUAAAUGAAAUCCCAUGGGUUGUUGAACCCAUAUACCUCGCACAGUGGGGUACAAUGUGGAUUAUGAUGCGUCGAGAGAAGAGGGAUAGACGUCAUUUUAAACGAAUGCGCUUUCCUCCAUUUGAUGAUGAGGAGCCCCCACUGGACUAUGCUGAUAAUUUGUUGGAUGUUGAACCACUUGAAGCUAUACAGUUGGACUUGGAUGAGGAGGAAGAUGCAGCUGUCUAUGAAUGGUUCUAUGAUCACAAACCUCUGAUGAAGACAAAACUUAUAAACGGCCCCAGUUACAGGAAAUGGCAUCUAUCCCUUCCCAUAAUGGCAACACUAUAUCGCCUUUCUGGCCAGCUGUUGUCAGAUCUGAUUGAUAGGAAUUAUUUCUACCUAUUUGAUAUGGAGUCCUUCUUUACUGCCAAGGCCCUUAAUAUGUGCAUUCCAGGGGGUCCGAAGUUUGAGCCAUUAUACCGUGAUAUGGAGAAGGGUGAUGAGGACUGGAAUGAGUUUAAUGACAUAAAUAAGCUCAUCAUACGUCAGCCACUUCGAACUGAGUACAGGAUUGCUUUCCCUCACCUAUACAACAACAGGCCAAGGAAAGUGAAACUUGGUAUCUAUCAUACCCCCAUGAUAAUGUAUAUCAAGACUGAAGAUCCAGACUUGCCAGCAUUCUACUAUGAUCCUCUGAUAAACCCUAUCACUUCAACCAACAAGGUUGAUCGUCGGGAGAGGAAAGCAGCUGAAGAGGAAGAUGAUGAAGAUUUUUGUCUCCCAGAAGAUGUAGAGCCUCUCUUGAAACAGACUGAACUCUACACUGAUACAACAGCUGCUGGUAUAUCAUUACUUUUUGCUCCAAAGCCUUUUAACAUGAGAUCUGGUCGGACACGUCGUGCAGAGGAUAUUCCUCUUGUAUCUGAGUGGUACAAGGAGCAUUGCCCUCCAGCUUAUCCUGUGAAAGUUCGUGUGAGCUAUCAGAAGCUAUUGAAGUGUUAUGUGCUCAAUGAGCUACAUCAUAGGCCUCCCAAGGCUCAGAAAAAGAAGCAUCUGUUCCGUUCACUCCAAGCAACUAAGUUUUUCCAAACUACUGAGCUUGACUGGGCAGAAGCAGGCUUGCAAGUUUGCAAGCAGGGUUACAACAUGCUGAACUUGUUGAUUCACAGGAAGAAUCUUAACUAUCUUCAUUUAGAUUACAAUUUCAAUUUGAAGCCUGUGAAGACUCUUACAACAAAGGAAAGGAAGAAAUCUCGUUUUGGAAAUGCAUUUCAUCUGUGUCGUGAGAUUUUACGACUUACAAAGUUGGUUGUUGAUGCUAACAUACAGUUCCGUCUGGGAAAUGUCGAUGCCUUCCAGUUGGCAGAUGGUCUGCAAUAUAUAUUUUCUCAUGUUGGGCAGUUAACUGGUAUGUAUAGGUACAAGUACCGAUUGAUGAGGCAGAUUAGGAUGUGCAAAGAUCUGAAGCACUUGAUAUAUUACCGUUUCAACACUGGUCCUGUUGGUAAAGGACCUGGUUGUGGGUUUUGGGCUCCAAUGUGGAGAGUGUGGCUCUUCUUCCUUCGAGGUAUUGUCCCACUAUUGGAGCGCUGGUUGGGUAAUCUUUUGGCACGGCAGUUUGAGGGUCGUCAUUCCAAGGGUGUGGCCAAAACAGUAACAAAGCAACGUGUUGAGUCUCACUUUGAUUUAGAACUUCGUGCUGCAGUUAUGCAUGAUGUUCUAGAUGCUAUGCCUGAAGGCAUCAAGCAAAACAAGGCUCGAACUAUAUUACAGCAUCUCAGUGAGGCAUGGCGAUGCUGGAAGGCAAAUAUCCCAUGGAAAGUCCCUGGUCUGCCUGUGCCUAUUGAGAACAUGAUUCUUCGUUAUGUGAAGUCGAAGGCAGACUGGUGGACAAAUGUUGCCCACUACAAUCGUGAGCGUAUCAGGCGUGGUGCUACAGUUGACAAAACUGUUUGUCGGAAAAAUCUAGGAAGGUUAACUCGUCUGUGGCUGAAGGCAGAGCAAGAGAGGCAACACAAUUACUUGAAAGAUGGGCCAUAUGUAACUCCUGAAGAAGCUGUUGCUAUCUAUACAACAACUGUUCAUUGGCUGGAAUCAAGAAAGUUCUCGCCAAUUCCUUUUCCGCCGUUGUCAUACAAGCAUGACACUAAACUUCUUAUACUUGCACUGGAAAGGUUGAAGGAGUCAUACAGUGUAGCAGUUAGAUUGAACCAACUGCAACGAGAGGAGCUUGGGUUGAUUGAACAAGCGUAUGAUAAUCCACAUGAAGCACUGUCAAGGAUAAAAAGGCAUCUCCUUACUCAGCGAGCUUUCAAAGAAGUCGGUAUAGAAUUCAUGGACCUGUACAGCUACUUGAUUCCGGUAUAUGAAAUUGAACCUCUUGAAAAGAUCACUGAUGCAUACCUUGACCAGUACCUGUGGUACGAGGGGGACAAACGACACCUCUUCCCAAAUUGGGUUAAGCCUGCUGAUUCAGAACCACCACCUCUUCUUGUUUAUAAAUGGUGCCAGGGCAUAAAUAAUUUACUGGAUAUAUGGGACACAAGUGAUGGACAGUGUGUUGUGAUGCUCCAGACAAAAUUUGAGAAGUUCUUUGAAAAAAUUGAUCUGACUCUGUUGAACAGGCUUCUGCGGUUGGUCUUGGAUCAUAACAUAGCUGACUAUGUCACUGCAAAGAACAAUGUAGUGUUGUCUUACAAGGACAUGAGUCACACAAAUUCGUAUGGUCUCAUUCGAGGGCUUCAAUUUGCAUCUUUUGUUGUUCAGUAUUAUGGCCUUGUGCUGGAUCUCCUGAUUCUUGGUCUAACUCGUGCAAGUGAGAUUGCUGGGCCACCUCAAAUGCCAAAUGAGUUCCUUACAUAUGCUGACACAAAAGUUGAGACAAGGCAUCCCAUCAGAUUGUAUUCUCGAUAUAUUGACAAGGUGCAUAUAUUGUUCCGGUUCACCCAUGAGGAAGCACGAGAUCUAAUUCAGCGUUACUUGACAGAACAUCCUGAUCCUAACAAUGAGAACAUGGUUGGUUACAAUAACAAGAAAUGUUGGCCCAGAGAUGCAAGAAUGAGGCUUAUGAAACAUGAUGUGAAUCUUGGAAGAAGUGUGUUCUGGGAUAUGAAGAACCGCCUUCCAAGGAGCAUUACAACUUUAGAAUGGGAGAAUAGCUUUGUCUCUGUUUACAGCAAGGACAAUCCAAACCUGCUUUUUAGCAUGUGUGGCUUUGAAGUCCGGAUACUGCCAAAGAUACGAAUGACUCAGGAGGCGUUCAGCAACACUAAAGAUGGAGUAUGGAAUUUGCAGAAUGAACAGACAAAAGAAAGGACAGCAAUUGCCUUCCUGAGGGUUGAUGAUGAACAUAUGAAAGUGUUCGAGAACCGUGUCCGGCAGAUUCUAAUGUCAUCAGGGUCAACAACAUUCACGAAGAUAGUCAAUAAGUGGAAUACGGCUCUCAUUGGCCUUAUGACAUAUUUUCGUGAAGCAACUGUCCAUACCCAGGAGCUUUUGGAUUUGCUAGUCAAAUGUGAAAACAAGAUCCAGACUCGUAUAAAGAUUGGCCUGAAUUCAAAGAUGCCUAGCAGGUUUCCUCCAGUUAUCUUCUAUACUCCCAAGGAGAUUGGAGGUCUUGGAAUGUUAUCAAUGGGCCAUAUUCUUAUACCACAGAGCGAUCUUAGGUAUAGCAAGCAGACAGAUGUUGGUGUAACACAUUUUAGAAGUGGUAUGAGCCAUGAAGAGGACCAGCUUAUUCCGAACUUGUACCGCUACAUCCAGCCAUGGGAGAGUGAGUUUAUUGAUUCACAGCGUGUUUGGGCUGAGUAUGCUUUGAAGAGGCAGGAAGCACAAUCACAGAACAGACGAUUAACUCUUGAGGAUCUUGAGGAUUCAUGGGAUCGAGGUAUACCUCGUAUCAACACUCUUUUCCAAAAAGACCGCCAUACGCUGGCCUAUGACAAAGGAUGGAGAGUGAGAACGGAUUUUAAGCAAUAUCAAGUGCUGAAACAGAACCCAUUCUGGUGGACACAUCAGCGGCAUGAUGGGAAGCUUUGGAAUCUAAAUAACUACAGAACUGAUGUCAUUCAAGCACUUGGUGGUGUAGAAGGCAUCCUGGAGCAUACAUUAUUUAAAGGGACUUAUUUCCCUACUUGGGAGGGUCUGUUUUGGGAGAAGGCAUCAGGUUUCGAAGAGUCAAUGAAAUACAAGAAGCUGACAAAUGCACAGCGUUCUGGUCUCAAUCAAAUCCCUAAUCGAAGAUUUACCCUGUGGUGGUCACCAACCAUCAAUCGUGCAAAUGUGUAUGUUGGUUUCCAGGUCCAGCUAGAUCUUACGGGGAUAUUCAUGCAUGGGAAAAUCCCGACAUUGAAGAUUUCUCUGAUCCAGAUCUUCCGUGCACAUCUGUGGCAAAAGAUCCAUGAAAGUGUUGUUAUGGAUCUUUGCCAAGUUUUAGACCAGGAGUUGGAUGCACUUGAGAUUGAGACUGUGCAGAAGGAGACAAUACAUCCCAGGAAGAGUUACAAGAUGAACAGCUCCUGUGCAGAUGUCCUUCUGUUUGCUGCACACAGAUGGACGAUGUCCAAACCAAGCUUAGUUUCUGAGUCGAAGGAUCUCUUUGAUCAGAAAGCAAGUAACAAGUACUGGAUUGAUGUGCAACUGCGUUGGGGAGACUAUGAUUCACAUGACAUAGAACGUUAUACAAGAGCCAAGUUCAUGGAUUACACAACAGACAAUAUGUCCAUAUACCCAUCGCCAACUGGUGUGAUGAUUGGAAUCGAUCUAGCUUAUAAUUUGCACUCUGCUUUUGGCAACUGGUUUCCCGGAUCAAAGCCACUACUUCAGCAGGCAAUGAACAAGAUCAUGAAGUCAAAUCCUGCUCUGUAUGUCCUGAGGGAGAGAAUAAGGAAGGGUCUGCAGUUGUACUCUUCUGAACCCACUGAACCAUACCUGUCUUCACAGAACUAUGGAGAGAUAUUCAGCAAUCAAAUCAUAUGGUUUGUGGAUGAUACAAAUGUGUAUCGAGUCACUAUUCACAAAACAUUUGAGGGUAACUUGACCACCAAACCAAUCAAUGGUGCUAUUUUCAUUUUCAAUCCAAGAACGGGUCAACUUUUUCUUAAGGUUAUCCACACAAGUGUAUGGGCAGGGCAAAAACGUCUUGGGCAGCUGGCCAAGUGGAAAACAGCUGAGGAGGUUGCUGCAUUAGUUCGAUCUCUUCCUGUCGAAGAGCAGCCAAAGCAAAUUAUUGUGACAAGGAAGGGCAUGUUGGAUCCCUUGGAGGUCCAUCUACUUGACUUCCCUAACAUUGUUAUCAAGGGCAGCGAGCUGCAGCUUCCUUUCCAGGCUUGCUUGAAGAUUGAGAAGUUUGGUGAUCUUAUACUGAAGGCAACUGAACCACAGAUGGUUCUUUAUAAUAUAUAUGAUGAUUGGUUGAAAAGUAUCUCAUCAUACACAGCAUUCUCUCGCAUUGUGCUUAUUCUACGUGCACUUCAUGUGAAUAAUGAGAAGGCAAAGAUGUUGCUCAAACCUGACAAAACAAUUGUUACUGAACCACAUCAUAUAUGGCCAACUCUGAAUGAUGAACAGUGGUUGAAGGUUGAGUGUGCACUAAGGGACCUCAUUCUUUCUGAUUAUGCAAAGAAAAACAAUGUUAAUACUUCUGCACUCACACAAUCUGAAAUGCGAGAUAUCAUCCUUGGUGCUGAAAUUGCUCCACCAUCACAGCAGAGGCAACAGAUUGCUGAAAUUGAGAAACAGUCAAGAGAGACGACUCAGUUAACUGCUGUAACCACAAGGACGACAAAUGUUCACGGAGAUGAACUCAUUAUCACAACCACAAGUCCAUACGAGCAACAAGCAUUCGCAUCAAAGACUGAUUGGCGUGUCAGAGCCAUCUCUGCCACAAACUUGUAUCUUCGUGUAAAUCACAUUUAUGUCAAUUCUGAUGAUAUAAAGGAGACUGGCUAUACUUACAUUAUGCCGAAGAACAUAUUGAAGAAGUUCAUAUGCAUAGCAGAUCUGCGGACACAAAUUGCUGGAUUCUUGUAUGGGCUGAGUCCACAGGACAAUCCUCAAGUUAAAGAGAUUAGGUGUAUAGCCAUUCCUCCGCAGCAUGGAACACACCAGAUGGUGACUCUGCCAGCAAAUCUUCCUGAGCAUGAGUUUCUUAAUGAUCUCGAACCCUUGGGAUGGAUGCAUACACAGCCAAAUGAAGCUCCACAGCUAUCGCCACAGGACCUGACAUCACAUGCCAAGAUUCUGGAGAACAACAAACAAUGGGAUGGUGAGAAGUGCAUCAUUCUGACAUGCAGCUUCACCCCAGGAUCUUGCUCGUUGACUGCAUACAAGUUGACACCAAGCGGUUAUGAGUGGGGACGCAGCAACAAGGACAACGGAAGCAACCCGCAUGGAUACCUCCCAACUCAUUACGAGAAGGUCCAGAUGCUUCUGAGCGACCGCUUCCUUGGUUUCUACAUGAUUCCGGAUAACGCCCCUUGGAACUUCAACUUCAUGGGAGUGAAGCACGACCCACAGAUGAAGUACAACAUGAAGCUGGGCAUGCCCCGGGACUUCUAUCACGAGGACCACAGGCCGACACACUUCCUUGAGUUCAGCAACAUCGAGGAGGGAGAGGUCGCUGAAGGUGAUAGGGAGGACACAUUCACAUAG